AUGCGCUACACAUCGACUCUCUCUUUGUUGGCCUCUGGGGCUAUUCAAGGCGCCCUCGCCUUGGACGCCGCCGGAUGGCGCAACCAGAGCAUCUACCAGAUCAUCACUGACCGUUUUGCGACGUCUGAUGGUUCGGCCCCCGAAUGCGACACCCAGAUCGGCAAGUACUGCGGUGGUACCUGGAAGGGCAUCACGAGCAAGCUCGACUACAUCCAGAACAUCGGUGCCACUGCCAUCUGGAUCUCGCCCAUCGUCAAGAACAUUGAAGGAUUCAUUGAGAACGCCGGAGAGGCCUACCACGGCUUCUGGACUGAGGACAUCUACUCCCUCAACGACCACUUCGGCACCGAGGCUGACCUUAAGGAGCUCACCGACGCCCUCCACGCCCGCGGCAUGUACCUCAUGGUUGACAUCGCCCCCAACCACGUCGGUCUCAACCAGAACCCUGGCGACUACUCCAAAUACAUCCCCUUCAACAAGCCCGAGUACUACCACAAGGAGUGCUCCAUCAACUGGAACAACCUGAAGUCCGAGCAGAUCUGCUGGCUCGAGGGUCUGCCCGACCUGAAGACCGAGGACGCCUACAUCCGCAAGGUGUACGCUGAGUGGAUCAAGGACUUCGUUACCAAGUACAACAUCGACGGUCUUCGCGUUGAUACGGUCCUCGAGAUCGAGCCCGAGUUCUUCAGCGUGGGUGGCUUCAGAGAGGCUGCCAGCGUUUUCCUCCUUGGUGAGAUCAGCCACACCAGCCUGGACACCCUGGCCCCCUACCAGCAGGUCAUCGACGGCUUCAUGGACUACAGCGCCUACCACCAGCUCGCCGACUCCUUCAAGAAGGUGAACAGCGACCUCGAGGUCGUCUUCACCGGCACCAACGAGAUGGCCGCCAAGACCAGCAUCGACCCCUCCCUGCUCGGCUCCUUCGCUGAGAACCAGGACCAGCCCCGCUUCCCCUACACCAACAAGGACAUGGCCCUGGCCAAGAAUUUCUACGCCUUCACCCUGCUCCGCGACGGUAUCCCCAUCAUCUACUACGGCCAGGAGCAGCACUUCUCCGGCAGCACCACCCCCAACAACCGUGAGGCCCUCUGGCUCGCCGGCUACGACAUCAACUCCGAGCUCUACGGCUGGCUCCAGCAGGCCAACAAGAUCCGCGUGCACGCCGCCAAGGCCAACGCCAACUUCCUGACCACCGAGCGCACCCAGGCUAUCUUCUCCUACGGCAGCGACGACCAGAGCCAAGUCAUCGCCUUCCGCAAGGGUCAGCUCUUCUCCAUGUACACCAGCGGUGGCGUCAACGCCGCCAACAACGCCAUGUUUGCCAUCGCCCGAAACGCCCACCUCUUCGCCAUCGGCUCCGAGGUUAUCGACGUUGUGAACUGCGAGUCCUUCACCGUUGCCGACAAGGGCCGCCUCUGGGUGCAGAUGCCUGCUGGCGGUCUCCCCCGUGUCUUCCUGCCCAAGGACCAGGCCGAGGGCCUGUGCAACGACGUCAAGGCGCCCCUUUCCAGCGCCACCGUCAAGGUUGCCGUUGACAAGAACUCUGGCUACAACAAGCGCUCGCUGCCUUUCGUCACCAGGACGAUGGCUUAA
Colletotrichum chrysophilum is the source of this 1593-nucleotide messenger RNA. RefSeq lists its product as uncharacterized. Gene Ontology annotation, biological process: carbohydrate catabolic process. The transcript has a single exon. The coding region runs from base 1 to 1593 and encodes 530 amino acids. The record is from RefSeq and is a predicted model, not a curated record. NCBI's taxonomy places the organism in Eukaryota, Fungi, Ascomycota, Sordariomycetes, Glomerellales, Glomerellaceae. Gene Ontology annotation, molecular function: calcium ion binding; alpha-amylase activity.